GAACAAAACAUAACGACCUUGCCGCAUUGACUUUUAAACACCAAAAAAAGCCCAUACCUUUAUUUCUCUUCACCACCAUCAUCAUUUUCUUCUCCUAUCUAUCUGGUCUCUCUCUCUCUCUUUCCCUGGAAUACAUAUUAAUAAACCCAUUUCAAUUUUGGGUACACUCUAAACUUUUGCCUUAUAUAUAUAGAAUAGAGCCUUGAGAUCUUUCACCUGUUAAUUCAACAAACCACAGUUGUCAUUGUUAGUUAUAGAUUCUUGCAACAUCUGGGAGUGGGGAUCGGAUAGUACAGAAAAUUUAAUUUUGCUUGGAUGAAGAAAUGUGGAAGGGAGAUAAAGUAAGGUAAAAUGCAGGAUUCUGUUGGUGAUGAUGGAAAAUUCCAGCUAUGAUGCAAUGAGAGGUUGUCUGGAAGAGGAUCUUAUACAAUCCAAUGUCUUCAAGUAAGAGUGCUUCGCAUGGGCUUGAUGAUAAUGGGGUUCAGAAACAAAGCACUGAUUUUGUAGACAGGAAUUUGAAAGGAGAUGUCAAUUUUAGUCAUCUUCAAGACCGAGAGGCUAUGGAACUUUAUUCACGAGCCAGAGCGCAGGAAGAGGAGAUCCAAUUUCUUCGUGAACAAAUUGCUCUUGCGUGUUUGAAGGAAAUGCGGCUGUUGAAUGAGAAGUAUGCAUUAGAGAUGAAAUUCUCUGACUUGCGAAUGGCUAUUGAUGAGAAGCAAAAUGAAGCCAUUACCUCUGCCUUAAACGAGUUGGUUAGGAGAAAAAGUGACCUUGAAGAAAAUUUGAAAUUGGCUCAUGAUUUGAAGGCUGCAGAGGAUGAGAGAUAUGUCUUCAUGUCUUCCAUGCUUGGGUUAUUGGCUGAAUAUGGUAUUUGGCCGCGUGUUCUAAAUGCCUCUGUUAUAUCCGAUAAUUUAAAGCGGUUACAUGAUCAACUGCAAUGGAAGAUCAGAACUUCACAUGAUAGAAUGAGAGAAUUAAUAUCUGUAGUGGACAAUCUUGGUGGAAAUAGCUCUCAUGAUAAUGACAGCCCAGAUUUUGACAAUUUGAGAGAUCAACUUCAUCAUACACCCAUGGUACUAUGGGGUCCACAACCAACUGGGGAUAUGCUGAGAUAUAUGCAGCAUAAUGAUCUUGCAAAUAUAUCAUCCAAUAUUGAUAGGAAGAUGGCUGACCCUCUAAACCGUGGCUCAAUUUAUAAUGGCAAUGUGAGGGGCAAAGCAGAAACAGAACCAGUGCUUGAUCCUGCAGACAAUGGCUCUGUUUCUGAAGAGGGCCCUGGCAUAGAGAACUUUCAGAUUAUUGGUGAUGCAAUACCAGGAUGCAGGCUUCUUGGAUGCGGAUAUCCUGUACGUGGGACUUCUCUGUGUAUGUUUCAGUGGGUUCGUCAUCUUCAGGAUGGCACCAGGCAGUACAUCGAAGGAGCCACAAAUCCAGAAUAUAUUGUUACAGCUGAUGAUGUUGAUAAACUGAUUGCUGUUGAGUGCAUACCAAUGGAUGACAUAGGCCAUCAGGGGGAACUCGUGAAGCGUUUUGCUAAUGAUCAGAACAAAAUAAAAUGUGACCCUGAAAUGCAAAAGGAGAUUGAUGACAAUAUUGCUCGAGGACAAGCCAUGUUUACUGUUCUAUUUCUGAUGGAUUCUUCUGAGAAUUGGGAGCCAGCUACUUUGUUUUUGAAACGGUCAAGCUACCAAAUUAAGAUCAAUAGCUCAGAAGCUGUGGGAAUUCAAGAGAAAUUUUCGAAGGAUCUAUCAAUAAAAAUUCCCAGUGGGCUUUCAACUCAAUUUGUUUUGACAUCUUCUGAUGGAGCUUCUCAUCCCUUAAACACAUACAGUGUUCGAUUGCGCGACACUCUUGUGUUGACUACGAGAAUGUUUCAAAGCAAGGCACUAGACGAAAAGAGGAAAGGAAGAGCCUAGACUCCUCUCCGUCCAAAUAAUGUUCAUAGGCAUUAUUUAUUGGUGAUAGUAAAAGAGAAUAAAUCUGAAUCACACUCUGUAUCUUCAUUUAGAUUGACAGAAGAAUGCGCUCAAAUUUUUUUAUUUUUUAUUUUCAUUGUAUUUUAAAUUAUCAUUGAAACUCAUAGCUAAAAGCAUAACAAUUGUAUCACAUUUUAGCUCAUAGCAGCAUGUAUAACAAACUUGUAUGUGAUUGAUAUGCCUUCUA
Molecule: messenger RNA, 2163 nt
Organism: Quercus robur (English oak)
Lineage: Eukaryota; Viridiplantae; Streptophyta; Magnoliopsida; Fagales; Fagaceae
Exons: 20
Coding region: 435-1916 (493 amino acids)
Cellular component (GO): plasma membrane
Source: RefSeq, a predicted model, not a curated record